Messenger RNA from Astrephomene gubernaculifera, 1502 nucleotides. NCBI's taxonomy places the organism in Eukaryota, Viridiplantae, Chlorophyta, Chlorophyceae, Chlamydomonadales, Astrephomenaceae. The record is from the annotation of a GenBank genome assembly.
AGGUAGUUUAAGAGGUGUUUAUUUUACUAGAGAAAGAAAGCACAAUCAACCCUUCACUGCUAAACUUUGAGUCACAACAAUGACAUUGCUAGACUUUCAGUUACGCACGCUGGAAUAUCCCCAUUCCGUGGACUUAACACAAACGGAGUCAAUACGACAGCUCGUUGUAUGGCUGGAGAACAAAAAGAUCCGAGAGUACAAGAUUGCAGAUCGAAAGGCCCUGAACGACACCCAGUCUCCUUCAUGGGAUGCGGCGUUCAAAAAGUACCUGGGCGACCUGGAGUGCCCCCUGCCGCCACCCGCCGGGGGCAGCCCCCCCGCGCUGCUGGCGGCGCUGCAAUGGCUGCUGGCGUAUGCGCUGCACCUGGAAUAUGAGGACAACGCGGACAAGAUCGCAGCAGCAGCAGCGGGUGCUGCGGGUGCUGCCAGCGCGGGCGGGUCGUCCGCGCCUGUGCCGGCCGGGCCACCCGCUGCGUCUGGACAGCUGGCCCCGGCCUCCGCGGGUCAAGCGAAGAAGGACGGCGCAGGAGGCGGCACAGCAGGAGGAAGAGCAGCGGGAGCUGUGAGCGACGCCCCGUUCUGCGACCUUGCGGACCCCGCUACCUUGUCAGCGCUGCAGCAGCUGCUGCGGAUCACCGGAGUGGCACCGGCGGGGGCGGCGGCGGCAGGCGGCGCGGAUGCCGCCUCGGGAGCCUUCGUAGAUCAGCUGCUGGCAGCAGCGGAGCUGUUGGUGUGUUCGGUGGGGCCGGUGUUGCAAGCGGGAGGAGGAGGCGGAGGAGGGAUGUGGGACGCUGGCAAGCCGCCACGACAAGCCCUGGCACGCGUGCCGUUGGGCUUCGAGGUGGAAGGCGAGGCGCUGUCCUCCGCUGCCGCGGCGCUGCGACUGCUGUACAUGCGCGAUCUCCGACGCCUGCAGUCGCAGAUCGACCAUGCGCUAGUGGAGAUGCAGGAGUACACGGCCAACCCGCGCACGGAUGCCAGCCUGGGCAAGGUGGGCCGGUGAGGCUGCCAUACACACGGCGGGGAUCAUCAUAUGCGGUCAAGCCAGGGAAUGCAACGAUCAGCAACAAUUCAUGUCAAAGAACGUUUUCAGGAUCCGGAAUAUUUUGGACUCUACGCUUCUGUGGCGAGCCGCGAGAGGUCGUUCUCCACCACAGCAAGGGAAGGGAGAGGAGCUGCUGACGCAUGCUAGCAUGUGUGUUCCGAAGCUAGCACGUCCUUGCAAAGUUAAUUUGGCGUUGGCAAUGUUGACAGUGCUAGACGGGAGGAGCUGCGCUUUGUGUAGGCAGCAAACCUCUUGCCAAGCUAUGCCCGUCGGAGGCCAAGAAGGGCUUAUGAAAGGGAUUAGUUCGUCUGUGGUGUGGCUUCGGAACGAUCGGAAAUGGUUGUACAGGGGUGAUCCCAGGAGGACGGCAGUUACUAUCGCAUCGGUCGGCUGAGGAAAACACGGUACGGGUGUUGGCAGGGUAUUGGGGCACCAAUCGCCGCUCGCUGGCGUUUAC